Penicillium paradoxum is the source of this 2613-nucleotide messenger RNA. Its product is annotated as beta-glucosidase. The transcript has 3 exons. Gene Ontology annotation, biological process: glucan catabolic process. NCBI's taxonomy places the organism in Eukaryota, Fungi, Ascomycota, Eurotiomycetes, Eurotiales, Aspergillaceae. The record is from RefSeq and is a predicted model, not a curated record. Gene Ontology annotation, molecular function: beta-glucosidase activity. Bases 1 to 2613 code for a protein of 870 amino acids.
AUGGCUCCUUGGGCACAUCUAGCUCUAGUCUCUCUUUUGACCCCACUUCUCCUGGCCUCCCCAGUGCCAGAUGAAUCUGAAUCUACAACGCAACUGCAAGCAAGAGCAAAGGAUGGCUAUGAAUCACCUCCAUACUAUCCCACUCCUCCUGGAGGAUGGAUCCCCGACUGGAGUGAGGCCUAUUCCAAGGCGCAUCGUCUAGUCAGCAACAUGACACUGGCCGAGAAAGUCAACCUGACUACAGGGACGGGCUUCUUCAUGGGCCCUUGUGUAGGACAGACCGGAAGCGUGCCUCGCAUGGGUAUUCCCAACCUGUGCCUCCAGGACAGCCCCCUGGGAGUUCGCAAUUCGGACCACAACACUGCAUUCCCGCCUGGUAUCACAGUCGGCGCGACCUUCAACAAGGACCUCAUGUAUGAGCGAGGCGUUGCGCUUGGCGAAGAGGCUCGCGGUAAGGGAGUGAAUGUGCUUCUUGGUCCAUCUGUGGGGCCACUUGGACGCAAGCCUCGCGCUGGACGUAACUGGGAAGGCUUUGGUUCUGAUCCCGUUCUGCAGGCCUUCGGAGGUGCUCAGACUGUCAAGGGUAUGCAAAGCACUGGCGCUAUCGCAGCCAUCAAGCACUAUGUUGGUAAUGAGCAGGAGAUGUACCGCAUGAGCAGCGUGAUUACUAAAGGAUAUUCGUCUAAUAUCGAUGAUCGUACCUUACAUGAAUUGUACCUCUGGCCCUUUGCUGAGGGUGUUCGUGCGGGUGUGGGGUCUUUGAUGACAGCAUACUCCGAUGUCAAUAGCUCUGCUUGCUCGCAGAAUAGCCAACUGCUUAAUGGAAUUCUUAAGGAUGAGCUUGGCUUCCAAGGCUUUGUGAUGACUGAUUGGCUAGGCCAUUACUCUGGUGUUGGAUCUGCUCUCGCUGGACUGGAUAUGUCUAUGCCUGGUGAUGGGGCGGUUCCAUUGCUCGGAGAUUCAUACUGGGGUGCAGAGCUGUCACGCUCGGUCCUCAAUGGAAGUGUACCUGUGGACCGUCUCAAUGAUAUGGUCACACGCAUUGUUGCUACGUGGUAUAAAUAUGGACAGGAUAAGGACUAUCCCUUGCCAAACUUCUCGACCAACACCCAGGACAAAGAGGGUUCACUUUACCCUGGAGCGUUGUUUUCUCCAUCUGGAGUCGUUAACCAGUUUGUCGAUGUGACGAGCAAUCACAAUAUCACCGCCAGAGCUGUCGCACGCGAGGCAAUCACGUUGCUGAAAAAUGAGAUGGGCAUCCUCCCUCUACGCCGCAAUGAUUCAAUCAAAGUAUUUGGCACAGAUGCAGGUGAAAACCCAGAUGGUCUCAACUCAUGCAACGAUCAAGGAUGCGACAAAGGUGUCUUGACCAUGGGCUGGGGCAGUGGCACUUCCAGAUUGCCCUAUCUUAUUACGCCUCAAGAGGCCAUCUCCAACAUCACUAGCAAUGUCGAGUUCCACAUCAAAGACAAGCUCCCUUCAGAUGUUACCGCAGAUGCCGACGAUGUUGCUCUUGUUUUCAUUAACGCCGAUUCAGGCGAAAACUAUAUCACCGUCGAAGGGAACCCGGGUGAUAGGACCAAAGCGGGACUCAAUGCUUGGCAUAAUGGCGAUGAUCUCGUCAAAGCAGCGGCAGAGAAGUUUACCAGUGUAGUUGUAAUUAUCCACACUGUGGGCCCCAUUCUUAUGGAAGAGUGGAUCGAGCUCGAAUCCGUGAAGGCAGUGGUCGUGGCACAUCUGCCAGGCCAGGAGGCUGGCUAUUCCCUUACCGAUGUCCUCUUUGGCGACUAUAGUCCAAGCGGCCACAUGCCAUAUACUAUUCCUCGCAGUGAAGAUGACUAUCCGGCCAGUGUGGAUCUAAUCAACCAGCCAUUCGGCCAGAUUCAAGAUACAUACACCGAGGGGUUGUACAUCGACUACCGCCACUUCUUGAAAGCCGAUAUCACCCCUCGGUAUCCAUUUGGCCACGGUCUCUCCUACACCACAUUCGAAUUCUCCCAGCCUUCCCUGUCAACCGAAGGUCCCCUCGACACAGCAUACCCGCCUGCAAGGUCCAAAAAAUUGCCAAACCCAACCUACAAUACCAGCAUUCCCGCUGCGUCGGAAGUCGCCUGGUCUUCUACCAGCUUCAGUCGCAUCUGGCGCUACCUCUACCCUUAUUUACACAAACCGGAAUUGAUCACUACAAAGAAAAAGUAUUCAUAUCCCGAUGGCUACAGCACCGAGCCUCACGCAGUUCCCCGGGCUGGGGGCGGCGAGGGUGGAAAUCCCGCCCUCUUCGAGACUGUACUUUCGCUCAAACUCGAGGUCACGAAUACGGGCAAGCGUACCGGCAAGGCCGUUGCUCAGCUAUAUGUCGAAUUGCCCUCGAGUUUGGGACUGGACACGCCGCGCCUGCAGCUCCGUCAGUUUGAGAAGACCAAGGAGCUUGCGCCUGGUCAGAGUGAGACCAUCACGCUACAUGUCACUAGAAAAGAUGUCAGUGUUUGGGAUGUUGUAGUGCAGGAUUGGAAGGCCCCUGUCAAUGGUCAGGGCAUUAAGCUCUGGGUUGGAAAUAGCGUUGCUGACCUUCCCGUACUUUGUGUGGUCGGAGGCAAGUGUUCGACUCAGUAA